Erigeron canadensis is the source of this 1745-nucleotide messenger RNA. Its product is annotated as zinc finger protein 346-like. The coding region runs from base 236 to 1501 and encodes 421 amino acids. The record is from RefSeq and is a predicted model, not a curated record. Gene Ontology annotation, cellular component: precatalytic spliceosome. Gene Ontology annotation, molecular function: single-stranded RNA binding; double-stranded RNA binding; zinc ion binding. Lineage: Eukaryota; Viridiplantae; Streptophyta; Magnoliopsida; Asterales; Asteraceae. The transcript has 3 exons.
AAGUAAAAAUAUAGUACGAGUAAAAUUUAAAAAUCACGUCUCAACCCUGCAACUGCACUGUCCUCUCUCGCAUUUAUAUUUCAUUCACUCUAUCACACCAACCCGAUUCCUUACCAAAUUCUUCUACACUUCAAAUUAAUUAUCCAAUUUCACUCCCUUUUCUUUUCUCCCCAUUCCAAACCCUAACUCCUUUUCUCAACCCGACCCGUUUUCCACCUUGUCGGAGCUCACCGGAAUGAUUCCACCCGCCACCAAUUCAUCAACCAAUCAGAAUGCCGACGGGACUUUGGGUGAAACUACUAACGAGUCCACAGUCAUGCAGUCUGCUUGUAAUCCAGGUGUCGUGAAUGAGCAUAUGGGGAAUGAUGUGGUAGUAGGAAACAAGCUAUCUGAAAACCAAUAUCCCAUUCAGUGUGAGUUAUGUAACAUUGUUUGUAAUGCUGAGGAUGUGCUCGAGAAACACAAACUAGGAAAGAAACACCUAAAGAAUCUGCAAAAGGCAGCUGAUCAGCCAUCCAUGGCACCAAUAAUGGCUCCACCACGACCAGCUGUUGCUGCUGCAGCAGCAGCCGUUUCAGACGUAAACUCAUCUGGGGAGGUGGAGGAUAAGAAGCAUAAGUUAUUGCAACAUGGAGCAGCAGCUGAUACAAUAGUAUAUUGUCACAUUUGCGAUGUGGCGUGCAGUAGUCAAGAUGUAUUUCAGACCCAUGUUGCUGGUAAAAAGCAUUCUGCAAAGGCGAUUAUGCAGGCUGCGAGUUCGAAAGGGAACUUUAACCUCACAUCAGAGUGCAGUUUGGAGGCACAGCCUAUCACUGGUGGUUCACAGAUGAAACCUGACAUCCCCCAAAGUUUCAGCUGUGAACUCUGCAAAAUCAGUUGCACCAGCAACGAACUUCUCAACAUGCACUUAACGGGGAAGAAACACCUGAAAAAACUUAGAAAAUCGGAGCCUAUGCCGGAUGUGCUCUUGACCCCUGUUGCUUCACUAGAGACGCCACCUACCAAGCUUAUGGAAAAUCCCGAGUCCGGUCCGAGCAUGAAAGUCGAUUUACAUGAAGGUAAACUUACACGAUGUGAACUUUGUGGGAUCAGUUGCAACACUUAUGAUAUGCUAAAAAAGCACUUCACCGGCAAGAAGCACCUAAAGAAUUUGGAGAAAUCGGAGAAACUGAUUGGACCUAACCCUCUCCCUGCUACUGAACCUGUAACACCCCCAACGAUUAUAGGACCAUCACAAGUUCCAUUGAAAGAAGAGGGUAAAGAUAUUAAUCUAGAUGUUAGUAACACGAAGGGUAAACGAGCCGGAAAUCACGAGGAUGUCGAGACAAAGAGGCAGAAGAUGCUGCAAGUAGGGGGGACAUCAAAUAGUUCAAGGGCCUGUACCUUGUGCAAUGUUGUUUGCAACAGCCCCUCUUCGUUUGAGUCUCAUCUUGCUGGGCAUAAGCAUCUUGCCAUGGCUAUGAAACAAGCAGAUGCUCAGUCAACUGGUCAAGCAACAUAAGAGCUUUAGUUAUCUUGGUUCUGGGGUUCCCAAGGUUAUGGAUUCUUUCUUGUUGCUUUUUUUUAACAGCGAGUUAGUAGUUAGUACAAUUUUUAGUUUUCUGUAGUGAAAUCUAUGACUGCCAAAAGAACUUGAUAUGGUUAUGCACUUCCUAACUCUCUGUUGGUUUGUGAAUCUGAGACAGAUUAUUACAUAACUUUGGGAAGUUUUGGAAAUUAAAUGAGAGAGAGUUAUGGUUAUUGGA